Molecule: messenger RNA, 2286 nt
Organism: Ophidiomyces ophidiicola
Lineage: Eukaryota; Fungi; Ascomycota; Eurotiomycetes; Onygenales; Onygenaceae
Gene: apc5
Product: APC5 protein
Exons: 7
Coding region: 1-2286 (761 amino acids)
Biological process (GO): protein K11-linked ubiquitination; positive regulation of mitotic metaphase/anaphase transition; anaphase-promoting complex-dependent catabolic process
Cellular component (GO): anaphase-promoting complex
Molecular function (GO): protein binding
Source: RefSeq, a predicted model, not a curated record
AUGGCGCGUUACUUGACACCUUCUAAAGUCGCUUUUCUGGCGCUGGUCUCUAUCUACUCCGAGGGGGUUGUUGCAAACUCGGCGACUGUCGAGCUUCUAUCGUUUUUUGUUUUACAUUUGCUCCCUUUAGAUACCCUGGACUCGAAAGAUUGCGUGUUUCAUAGUGAUAAGGUUCAUACAAUCUCUAUUGAGGAGUUCGAAAAGGCGACUUCCUGUCUGGCAUCUUCUAUUCCUGGUCGGACGUUAUGGGAUAUCUUCCUCAAAAAGUUAUGGCAGUUGGACUGCGUAGACUCCCUCGAGGAGUUUUUUACAGCAGUAUCAGAUUUGGUAACCAAGCCGCGGGAAGAACAAAUACGUGACCCAGAAACCGGCAAAAUGCGAUUUUCUCGAAUGUCGCCCCUGGGUGCCUUUGUACGAAGAGCACAGCUUGAAUACGCAAGACUUCAAUUCCAUGAUUCCGUGUCCCUGUGGCGUGCUCUCAUAAAGUAUAGGAUGCCCACGUAUCAGACCUGGGCCAAAAGAAAUCCAAUCCAUAGCAAGAACAAGGUGGAUGCAAACCUCUUAGAACUGGGCUUGGACCUCAAUAGCCCUCUGGCAAAUAUUGUCUAUGGUGGUCUGGUAGAUAGCAACAGUGAUGCCAAAAUUACUCUAAGCACGAAGGACAUGGAAAGGCUAUUAGAAUUUCAGGUACAGGAAAUGCAAAGCAAAGGCACAAGGGUCACAGAAGAAAUGCGCAAAACAUUAAAAUGGAUGCUUAUUUCUGGAGCGGCUGUCCCGAAUCUUUCCCACUAUGUACGAUUUCUAGACUCAUGGAAGGCGGGAGAUUUCCCAUCGUCAUUUGACAGCCUUCAUCAAUACUUCGACUAUACCGUGCAUAAUCAAGAUCGCACCUGUUAUCAAUAUGCCCUGCUGAAUUUAGCCACUCUCCAAGCAGACUUCGGUUGCCUUGGGGAGGCUGUUUCGGCCAUGCAAGAAGCAAUAUCUAUUGCCAGAGAAACCCAAGAUAUGCACUGUUUGAACUACUGCGUGAGCUGGCUGUACCAUUGUCGGAAGGGCUAUUCUUGUGCAUCUGAAGACGUUCAGAGCACGGGAAUGCUUGGCAGUGACAGAGAGGCAUUGUCUUUUCUCCAGGCUAAAGCUCGAGAAAAUAAUACAUGGAGCUUGCUUAGCACUUCCUUAUUAGAAGAAGCCAAGUUAGAAUUAGCCUACGGAGAAAGUAUUGCCUCAGUGUUCGAACAUAUAGCGAAGGCUGCUCACCUUAAUGCCGGCCAAAGUAUGAAUUCUGCCAUGGGCCAGCUACUGGUCCUGCAGGUGGCUUUCUUCAUGCGACUCGGGGUAUCCCACCUCGCCUCUGCAACCUACGAGAUUCUACAGGAGUGUUAUCGAGAAGGUGCUCUAUUCGAUGAUUAUCUCAAAGUCAACUUCCAAAAUUCUUUGCUUCUCUUUUUGAGUGGCAGCCAUGCCCAGGCCAUAUCGCAACUAGAAGGAAUCCCGUCUAGCAGUGGGCAGAGCCUUAAAAGUCAACAAACUUGGGUAUUUCUCUGUGGCCUUUUGAAGCUACGGCAGCAAUUAAACCGAAAUGAUAUAAUGGCAGCGGAACAUCUCGUUGCUCAACUCCACGGGUGCGCGCCGAACGAAUUUGAACAUCUCGCCUCUUUACAUCUACUGGAGAUAGAGUAUAUGAUGUGCAAAUCAGAUUACAGCUCAGCACUUCGCCUAGUUGAACAGGUUGCGAAAUCAACCCAACAGGGGUCUUUUGAUGUUGCACUUCAAAUUCAGCUGCUGAAUUUGAAAACCCGUAUAUUCCAAAAUACAGAUCAGCCUGAGCGGGCAUUUUCGCUUGCGAUGCGAGCUGCCAGCAUAGCCUAUCGAUCGCGGGUACUACCCAGCUUGUGGGAGGCUCUUGGUCACCUUUCUACUGUUUUGAUGACCUUCCAAGAAUUUAAUGCGGCGGCCAAUAUUUUAGAAAGCGUUAUUCCUCAAAUAUUAGAAAGCAACGAUUGUAUACUGGCCGCCCGCACCUACUCUCUGCUCGCAGAUGCAAACAUGGGACUGGCCGGCGGCCAUAAGCAGGACAACAUGCGACAGCAGGAGUACCUAUCAAGAGCAUUGGAGUUUACCGAUUGCGCUUUUGAAGAGUACUCAAAUGCCGAGAACGUGCAAGGCCAAUGCGAAACAACAUCGAAAAAGGCCACACUGAUGUACCUCUCCGGUGACUUUGCGUUGGCCAAUGACUAUGCAGCUCGCUACCUAGAUCUGAAGCGGGAAGCCAGGAUGCAGUCUUAG